UCUGGCGAGGAAGUAGGCCGGUUUCAGACGCCUUAGCCGGAAGGCGGGCCUGCGCGCGCCCUCGGAAAGCGUCACUUCCACUUCCGGCCGGCUCUCGGGCUCUGAGCCUGGACAGGGCAGCGGUAGGGCAGCACCGCUGUGGAACGGCGGUUGCGCGCCUCAGAUCGGCAACCUUCCGCGCGGCGGCUUGAGUUUGAGCGUCAGAAAGCGAGGAGCGGCCUUCACGGAAGCCAGGCUGGCCGAGUGCUUUUAGGAAGAAGAUCCCUUUAUUGCUUUUGUACAAGACCAGACGGGAUCUCAUUUGUCAAACGUGGUACCAAUUGGGUGUCUUAACAUAGGAACAGAACUUCCUAGAGCAGAAUGAUGAUGGUAGAUCUGAAAGUGGCUGCAUACUUGGACCCUCAGAUCAGGGCUUUGUGGGAGACCAAGGGACCUGCAAGAGAGAGCUCCGGUCAGAGUAAAAAAUCUCCUCAAAUGGACAGUCUCGAUCCUAAGAGCUCUUGCUGGCACUUCCGGAACUUCACCUAUGAUGAAGCAGCUGGACCUCGUGAGGCUGUCAGCAAACUUCAAGAAUUAUGUCAUCUAUGGCUGAGGCCAGAGAUCCACUCAAAAGAGCAGAUACUGGAACUGCUUGUGCUAGAACAGUUCCUGACUAUUCUGCCCAGGGAGACACAGACCCAGAUGCAGAAGCACCAUCCACAGAGCAUUGAGGAGGCUGUGGCUCUGGUAGAACACUUGCAGAGGGAAUGUGGUCAAACAUGGAAUGGGGUUGCAGUCCAUGAGCUGGGAAAGGAGGCAGUGCUCUUGGGAGAAACAGCAGAGGCCUCAAGUUUCAGGCUGAAGUCAGCAGAUUCCCAACCAGUGGACGUAUCCCAAGAUGACGAAUUUUGGAAUACAUACCAGGGUCUGCAAGAACAGUUCAGCAGGAAUACUCAUAAAGAGACUGAGCCCGUGUAUGAGAGGGCUGUGCCUACUCAACAGAUUAUAGCCUUCCCUGAGCAAACAAACACCAAAGACUGGACAGUGACACCUGAGCACGUCUUGCCUGAGUCCCAGAGCUUGUUGACAUUUGAAGAAGUGGCCAUGUAUUUUUCCCAGGAAGAAUGGGAGUUAUUGGAUCCCACUCAGAAGGCCCUCUACAAUGAUGUAAUGCAGGAAAACUAUGAGACUGUCAUCUCUCUAGCAUUGUUUGUGCUCCCCAAACCUAAAGUGAUCUCCUGUCUAGAGCAAGGGGAAGAGCCAUGGGUUCAAGUGUCCCGGGAGUUUAAGGAUAGUGCCGGAAAAUCUCCUACAGGGUUAAAGCUCAAAAAUGACACUGAAAAUCAUCAGCCUGUAUCUCUUUCUGACUUGGAAAUACAAGCAUCAACAGACAUCAUAUCAAAAAAGGCCAAAGUAAAAGUUCCCCAGAAAACAGCAGGCAAAGAAAAUCAUUUUGAUAUUCACAGAGUGGGGAAAUGGCACCAAGAUUUUCCAGUGAAGAAAAGAAAGAAACUUUCAACCUGGAAACAAGAGCUGCUCAAACUUAUGGAUCGUCACAAGAAGGAUUGUGCAAGAGAGAAGCCUUUUAAAUGUCAGGAAUGUGGGAAAACCUUCAGAGUUAGCUCUGACCUGAUUAAGCACCAAAGAAUUCACACUGAAGAGAAACCCUAUAAAUGUCAACAGUGUGAUAAGAGGUUUAGGUGGAGUUCAGAUCUUAAUAAGCACUUAACAACACACCAAGGAAUAAAACCAUAUAAAUGUUCAUGGUGUGGGAAAAGCUUCAGUCAAAAUACAAAUCUACAUACACACCAAAGAACUCAUACAGGAGAAAAGCCCUUCACAUGUCAUGAAUGUGGAAAAAAAUUCAGUCAGAACUCCCACCUUAUUAAACACCGGAGAACCCACACAGGUGAGCAGCCAUAUACUUGCAGCAUAUGCAGGAGAAAUUUCAGCAGGCGGUCAAGCCUUCUUAGACACCAGAAACUCCACCUGUGAAGAGAAGCUUGUCCAGUGUCCUCAUUCUGAAGACAUUCACCAAAUGGAGCUUGACACUAAAAUUUGUGUAAAACAAAAAUCACAAACCUUGAAAAAUUUUACAUCAGAAAAUGGCGGGGAUAAACAUAUGUUUCACAGAAAAUAAUCAAGACUUGGUCUGCAGCCACUCAGUAGUUUUCUGUGGUCACAGAAGUAAACAUUGUUCGUUUUGCAUUGAUCUCUCCAGUCAUUCUUGAACACUUCCAAUAGAUACAUUUGCAGCGUGGUCUUCCAAAAUGAAAAGCAAUAACAUGCAUGUUUAAUUGCAUACCAUUCUCUUCACAGUAGCAGGCUUACUACUUUCAAUAGUCUCAUGAGGCAGAAAUGAAUUACAAUGUAAAGUGUUCCAAGAAUGAAAUUGGAUUUUCUUUCUUUUAUCAUUGGACACGGUUUGCAAAGUUGAACAUCAUUUGAGUUCUUUCUUGAACUUUUUGGCAACUUCUGCUCUUGGAUCCUGUUAUCACAGUUUUCUACUGUGAUGAAAUCAUGUUAACUUCACCACUAGGGAAUCUUCAGAUGAACUAUUAAUGCACUAACUUGUGCCUCUCUCAUUGGUGAUGUUUGGAAAACAGAAAACAUCUCUAAUGGAAUCAUGGGUAAACGGGUUGGAAUUUGUAGCCAUGGAAUAUAAGAUAUAAAGAAUUUUCUGCAAUAAAAGAAACUAGACUU
This is a messenger RNA of Mandrillus leucophaeus (drill), 2682 nucleotides long. RefSeq names its product zinc finger protein 75a (gene ZNF75A). The coding region runs from base 361 to 1974 and encodes 537 amino acids. Lineage: Eukaryota; Metazoa; Chordata; Mammalia; Primates; Cercopithecidae. The record is from RefSeq and is a predicted model, not a curated record. The transcript is spliced from 7 exons. Gene Ontology annotation, biological process: negative regulation of transcription by RNA polymerase II. Gene Ontology annotation, molecular function: DNA-binding transcription repressor activity, RNA polymerase II-specific; RNA polymerase II cis-regulatory region sequence-specific DNA binding.